AUGUCGCAGACCACCGCCUUCGAAGUGCGAUCGUUAUAUCGUUCUUUGCUGCGGCAGGGACGACAGUUUGCCGCGUACAAUUUCCGCGAGUAUGCGAAGAGGAGGACGAGGGAUGCGUUCAGGGAGCAUAGCACGGAGACGGAUGGGAGGAGGGUGCAGGAGCUUGUGCAGAAGGGGUUGAAGGAGUUGCAGGUUUUGAAGAGACAAACGGUUGUAUCACAAUUCUUCCAGCUGGAUCGGUUAGUGGUGGAAGGAGGAAAGACUGGCAAGCAAAAAGGAAACGAGGGCGGCAUAGUACGGCAGAAAGACGUCGGAUGGGAUUGA
This is a messenger RNA of Zasmidium cellare ATCC 36951, 324 nucleotides long. RefSeq lists its product as uncharacterized. Gene Ontology annotation, cellular component: mitochondrion; L-cysteine desulfurase complex. The transcript has 3 exons. Gene Ontology annotation, biological process: iron-sulfur cluster assembly. NCBI's taxonomy places the organism in Eukaryota, Fungi, Ascomycota, Dothideomycetes, Mycosphaerellales, Mycosphaerellaceae. The record is from RefSeq and is a predicted model, not a curated record. Bases 1 to 324 code for a protein of 107 amino acids.